CGUUAACAGCUGUCGUUUGUAGGACGAAAUCAAACAGAGCUAGCAUUACUUUCAAAUAUUACCGAGCUGAAUAUUGUUUUGUUUACAAUAAUCCUAUUUGACUAUGCUGCAAUUAAAAAAUAGAGAUUGCCUGGACGUAAAAAACUGCACGGUCAUAAUACCCAGUAUAUGUGUAGGAAAUGCCGCUCAACUGGCGUGUGACUUGUUGAUUGCGUCCAAGAAGAUGAAACGAGUGGGAAGCCUCAUGCAUCCAGCGUUGAUUCCAGUCUUUGGCCCUUCAGCUUACCAACAUGAGCCGGACGAAAGAGUAGCUGCCUGCGAAAUAUAUGAAUGUGCCAACAAUAAAUUGAUUGUCAUACAAUUUCGAACACCACUGAUAUCCCGUCAUGCACAGAGUUUGCAUAAUUAUUUAGCUGAGUUAGUGCAGCAGGCCCAAAGGGUAGUAAUACUUGGUGCUAGUUUUGGAUUUGAGAAACGGGAAAUUGGAACAUCUCCAUAUGAGUACUGUGUUUCUGAUGCAUUCCGCAAAAGUCAUGAAGCCCAGUUGGCGAAUGUACAGUGGAUGGAAUUUAAAGGAGAGAUUAUUUUUGGUGGUGGUAAUGGACUGCAGUUGUUCCGCUUAUUGCAAGAAAAGCAAGUACCUGUAAUGUUACUAUUUCGUUAUGUAUUGGAAGGCGAUAAUUCGACAGAUGCCACUCUAAUUGUACGAGAGUUGAAUGAUUUGUGUUCGACCUUUUUGCAAUUAGAAACAGGGGACAACGCUAUAAAGUUGACGGUUCCUGUGUCUUGGAAGUUACUUUUUGGAAAUGAAGUGACUGCUUUUAUUUUCUAGUUUAAGAUUUUUUAUGCAAUAAAAAUGGUUUGGUUUAAA
Molecule: messenger RNA, 871 nt
Organism: Rhagoletis zephyria (snowberry fruit fly)
Lineage: Eukaryota; Metazoa; Arthropoda; Insecta; Diptera; Tephritidae
Product: proteasome assembly chaperone 2
Biological process (GO): proteasome assembly
Cellular component (GO): nucleus; cytosol
Source: RefSeq, a predicted model, not a curated record